Molecule: messenger RNA, 3507 nt
Organism: Caenorhabditis auriculariae
Lineage: Eukaryota; Metazoa; Nematoda; Chromadorea; Rhabditida; Rhabditidae
Source: the annotation of a GenBank genome assembly
AUGCUUCGCCUGGCGGAACUAUCCUUCAACGCCCGGACUGAUAUCGAUUUCGAUGUUCUACUUGGAACAAGAGACUUGCCGCCGAUGGAAAGAGCCACCGUCUUAUGGAAUUUGAAUCGAAUCGGUUGAAAUAGAAAUGAAAAAAAUGAUUCGAAAAAUUGAAAGAUUUUUUUUAGUUUGCGACGAGAUGAAGCUGGGCUACAUGAUCAUGUUGGCCGGAACAAAUUCCUUGAAUUUUGGGGUUUAUGAAGCGAUUUCCGACUCGAUGAAGGUUGAUUUUUCGUUAGUUGAAUAAGAACUUUUAAAAAAUUCUGACCUGUCUGCGCCCUCUUUUCCCUCGAAAGAACGUGAAAAUAGCGCCUAAGAAUGAGAGGGCGCCGAGAAAUGAGACUUUUUCGAGUUUCGGCGAAAGAUCAAAUGAAUUUGAAGCUCUAGUCAUAACAUAGGAAAGCCAGAGUAGUCCCUAUAGGGGUUAGGGGACAAAAAGUGGUCCCUGGAGGGAUUAAGGAUCUGACCUUUAAGAGCUUAAGUGGUCCCUUUAGGGGUCUCUUAUAUUUUGGGAUAAUUUAAUGAUAAUAAAGACGUAUAUAAUAAAAAUUGAUUAUUAUAUUCAAAAAACGCCAUUAUAACAAUAAUCGACCAGUAUGCUUCCCUCUAGGGGCCGCUUUAGCAAGCUUGACUGUCUACUAUAGGGGAAGAUAAAAUGAUCCCUAUAGGGAAACCUUCAAGGACCCCUUUGGUUGCCCCUCUUAGUCAUAACUUAUUGAUGUCAGAGUGGUCCCUAUAGGGGUCAGGGGACAAAAAGUGGUCCCUGGAGGGAUUAAGCAUCUGACCUUUAAGUGGUCCCUUUAGGGUCUUCAAAGUCAAAAAUCUUGAUCCUGUGGGUAUUUUUCCAUUCGAAAAACGCAAAUAUAACAAUAAUCGACCAGUAUGCUUUCCUAUAGGGGCCACUUUAGCAACCUUGAGUGUCUACUAUAGGGGAAGAUAAAAAUGAUCCCUAUAGGGAAACCUUCAAGGACCCCUUUGGUUGCCCCUCUUAGUCAUAACUUAUUGAUGUCAGAGUGGUCCCUAUAGGGGUUAGGGGACAAAAAAAGUGGUCCCUGGAGGGAUUAAGCAUCUGACCUUUAAGUGGUCCCUUUAGGGUCUUCAAAGUCAAAAAUCUUGAUCCUGUGGGUAUUUUUCCAUUCGAAAAACGCAAAUAUAACAAUAAUCGACCAGUAUGCUUUCCUAUAGGGGCCACUUUAGCAACCUUGAGUGUCUACUAUAGGGGAAGAUAAAAAUGAUCCCUAUAGGGAAACCUUCAAGGACCCCUUUGGUUGCCCCUCUUAGUCAUAACUUAUUGAUGUCAGAGUGGUCCCUAUAGGGGUUAGGGGGACAAAAAGUGGUCCCUGGAGGGAUUAAGCAUCUGACCUUUAAGUGGUCCCUUUAGGGUCUUCAAAGUCAAAAAAAUCUUGAUCCUGUGGGUAUUUUUUUUCCAUUCGAAAAACGCAAAUAUAACAAUAAUCGACCAGUAUGCUUUCCUAUAGGGGCCACUUUAGCAACCUUGAGUGUCUACUAUAGGGGAAGAUAAAAUGAUCCCUAUAGGGAAACCUUCAAGGACCCCUUUGGUUGCCCCUCUUAGUCAUAACUUAUUGAUGUCAGAGUGGUCCCUAUAGGGGUUAGGGGGACAAAAAAAGUGGUCCCUGGAGGGAUUAAGCAUCUGACCUUUAAGUGGUCCCUUUAGGGUCUUCAAAGUCAAAAAUCUUGAUCCUGUGGGUAUUUUUCCAUUCGAAAAACGCAAAUAUAACAAUAAUCGACCAGUAUGCUUUCCUAUAGGGGCCACUUUAGCAACCUUGAGUGUCUACUAUAGGGGAAGAUAAAAUGAUCCCUAUAGGGAAACCUUCAAGGACCCCUUUGGUUGCCCCUCUUAGUCAUAACUUAUUGAUGUCAGAGUGGUCCCUAUAGGGGUUAGGGGACAAAAAGUGGUCCCUGGAGGGAUUAAGCAUCUGACCUUUAAGUGGUCCCUUUAGGGUCUUCAAAGUCAAAAAUCUUGAUCCUGUGGGUAUUUUUCCAUUCGAAAAACGCAAAUAUAACAAUAAUCGACCAGUAUGCUUUCCUAUAGGGGCCACUUUAGCAACCUUGAGUGUCUACUAUAGGGGAAGAUAAAAUGAUCCCUAUAGGGAAACCUUCAAGGACCCCUUUGGUUGCCCCUCUUAGUCAUAACUUAUUGAUGUCAGAGUGGUCCCUAUAGGGGUUAGGGGACAAAAAGUGGUCCCUGGAGGGAUUAAGCAUCUGACCUUUAAGUGGUCCCUUUAGGGUCUUCAAAGUCAAAAAUCUUGAUCCUGUGGGUAUUUUUCCAUUCGAAAAACGCAAAUAUAACAAUAAUCGACCAGUAUGCUUUCCUAUAGGGGCCACUUUAGCAACCUUGAGUGUCUACUAUAGGGGAAGAUAAAAUGAUCCCUAUAGGGAAACCUUCAAGGACCCCUUUGGUUGCCCCUCUUAGUCAUAACUUAUUGAUGUCAGAGUGGUCCCUAUAGGGGUUAGGGGGACAAAAAAAGUGGUCCCUGGAGGGAUUAAGCAUCUGACCUUUAAGUGGUCCCUUUAGGGUCUUCAAAGUCAAAAAUCUUGAUCCUGUGGGUAUUUUUCCAUUCGAAAAACGCAAAUAUAACAAUAAUCGACCAGUAUGCUUUCCUAUAGGGGCCACUUUAGCAACCUUGAGUGUCUGCUAUAGGGGAAGGUAAGAUGGUCCCUAAAGGGGAACCUUCAAGAUCCCUAUGGUUGUCCCUAUAAAGACCACUUCAGCGUUCCUAAGAGAUUCUCUACUUUAAGUCCACUUAAGGUACCACUCAUCGAUUGGGAGAUGUCGAAUAAGCGACCCAGCGGGAAACGAAGUUCCCUGAUGACUUACUCAGUAAGACCGCCGAUUGAUCAACUUCUGGUCGAUUAUAUUAUGUACAAAGGCUGGCGGAAUAUUGUCUAUAUUCACGAUGGGGCCAAUGGUGAGUCUGGGGGAGAGGGUGGGUCUUGGUUUGAAAAAAAUAGGGUUUAAAAAUCAUUAUAUUUAUCUUUAAAAAAACCAUUUUGCAGCCUUGUUCCGGCAAAAUGCUUUGAAAAUUGUAGCGAAAUGAAAGCAAAAAGCAUCAGAAUAAAGAAAUAAUUUGCCAAAACGGACUUCUUCUGAACUAUACUAGACUUGUCAAAACGCAUACUCGGACUUACUCGGAAUGGUGUAUAAUGGCUGCUAGAAGGCUCAAAAAAGGCCGCAAAACGGCAGCAAAAAGAGUCCUUUUAACGAACCUUCCAUUUUUUUAGGAUUUAUAAGGCUCAAGAAAUGCUAAAAAGAGGAAGAGGCAGCAAAAAUGGUGCAAAAAGGCUGAGAAAAUGGCGCGAAAAGACAGCAAAAAAGAACAUUUCUAUGGAACCUUUUUCCACCCUUUCCGGCUAUGCUUUUUGGGUUUCUGAUAUCCCUGUUUCGGCUCGGGAUCUUGUAAUUUAUUUGUUUCAGAUUUCAUUGAGUACGAAACGUAA